AAAAACAAUAGCAGCAGUGACCCGCAAGCCAGCCAUUGGCAGUCAUGGCUAAGCGAUAAUUGACAUUCUAUCAGACGGACCCAACCCAGCUCAAAAGGAACAACCACACCAUGCCGCGCCACCACCAUAUCCUCCGCCGCAACCACAACCCGGACACGUCCUCCCCGUCCGAGCCCCAGCAUCUACAAUAUCAACAACCACAACCACAACCACAACAACAGCGACAACGACACCCACCGCCGGUGCCCGCCCGCAGCCUCCACCGCACCCGUCUCGGCCACCACCAUGAAUCUCCCUCAUCCCAAUUCACGACCCCGCCAUCACGCGGCUUCCCCAUCCCUACGCUCCACCCCUCCUCGGGACCAAUAGAUCCAGACCACCCGCUGCACAGUCACCAGCAAGCACAACAGGCCCAACAGCAGCAGCGACAAUACCCGGCGGCGGCCGCCGCGGCGCAAGUGGCGUUGUUCUCGCUCUUCGGGCGAGGGGUCCACGGCCGGGGCCACGGGGAGCCACGCCAACGUCAUCCGCCGCACGAUCAGGCGGAACAGGACGAGGACGACGACGAAGAGGAAGCAGAAGAAGACGAAGAGGGCGAUGAAGACGAAGACGAAGAUAUCGACGACUCCAUGCAGCAGCACCAGUACCCUCACCACCUCCGUCGUCGCCAUCGGCAUCACGGUUUAGAGCCCGGCCCGGACCUGGCGCUCUCCGAUGAUGAUGGCGAGGCGGGAGUUGAAGAAGACGAGGAACUUGGCAUUAAUGGGGAUGAGGAGGGGGUUGCGGAUGAAGAAGAGGAGGAGGGAGUCAUUGAUGAGGAGGACGAGGAUAUGCUCGCGGACGCGGGUGUUGAUGCUGAUGAGGAGAUGUUGGGCGAGAGAGACAAAUCCCCCACCCCGCUUCCAGCCAACCUCCGCGAGAUCUCCUCCCUCGCCUCGUGGACCGUCUCGACCCACAAACCCGGCUGCGGCGUCAGCGCCCUCCGCCACCCGUCGCCGACUCAGUACUGGCAAUCCGACGGCCCGCAACCGCACACCCUGACGCUGCACUUCUUCAAGCUGGUCGCCGUGGUGCGCAUCCGCGUGUACCUGGACUUCGAGAUGGACGAGAGCUACACGCCCACCAAGAUGGUCUUCCUAGCCGGCAUGGGCGGGAAUGAUCUCGUGGAGUUUGCGACGUGGGAAGGGGAGGGGCCCUGUGGGUGGGUGGAUGUGGAGCUGGAAGGAGUCGGAGGUAGGAAUACAGUGCAUAAGUAUGGUGAGGGGAGAGGAGGUGGUGGCCCUGGUCCUGGUCCUGGUGGGAUCUCCGGCAGGAGGAUGAGGAGGAGACAGAUGGGGACGGAUGGGACGGGUAUCAAGAGGAGUAUUCUGAGGGCGCGGAAGGGGACCAAAAGUCGGAGUAAAGGGAAAGGGAGGGAUCUGGGGAACGAAGAAGAUGAGAUGAUGGUUGAUCACGACGGACAGGGCACAGACGAGGAGAGCCUGUAUGAGGAUGCAGGGGUUUAUGAUUAUGAAGAUGAGGAGGACGACGAGGACGACGAUGACAACGACCCGUAUGCGGGGAACGUGCUCAAAGCCAUGGUGAUUCAGAUGCGCGUGAUCGAGAACCACCAGAACGGCAAGGAUACGCAUGUGCGUGGGUUUCAGGUCUUUGCGCGCGACGACGAGCGCAAAAGGCUGGGCAAUGCCCCGUCGGCGUCGGCGGAUGGGCGCGUGCGACGGCACAGUGCGCGCCGGUCCCUACGGGGAAGUACGCAUGAUGAGAUGGGCGAGGGAGGAGGAGCCGGCGGACGAGACCAUGCGGUUGCUGAAGCCGAGCGCGCCGUGAAGGGAGUGGUGACCAGUCUGGAGGAGCCGGAUUGGAUGGGCGAGCCGGUCAUUCGGUAAUCGAGUAGUUGUGUUGUGUUGGAUUGCGUCGCAUUGCAUCGG
Aspergillus homomorphus CBS 101889 is the source of this 1928-nucleotide messenger RNA. RefSeq names its product anaphase promoting complex subunit DOC1. Gene Ontology annotation, biological process: protein K11-linked ubiquitination; anaphase-promoting complex-dependent catabolic process. Lineage: Eukaryota; Fungi; Ascomycota; Eurotiomycetes; Eurotiales; Aspergillaceae. The transcript is spliced from 2 exons. Gene Ontology annotation, cellular component: anaphase-promoting complex. The record is from RefSeq and is a predicted model, not a curated record. The coding region runs from base 111 to 1886 and encodes 591 amino acids.